AUGAGCGUCAAAACUAACAGCGUUAAAAAAUUAGGAUUCACAAACGAGGAAAUAAAGGAUAUAUUAGAGGAGGUGGGUUAUGAAGUUGAUAAAUAUUAUUUAAGAAAUUGUAAAAAAUUCGCGGAGUUAUUAAAUGAUUUAGAUUAUGAUGGAAAAAUGAAUAAAGAUGAUGUUAUAAAUUUCUUAUAUCCUACAUCUGAAGAAGAAAAACCUAAAGAACCUGAUGUUUUCCCUGAAUAUUAUGAAGAACGGAUUAAAGAUGAUGAAUACAAUGAAAUUGAAAGACUGAAAAAAAUAAGAGAUGAAAUAGAUGAAAAAAUUAAGGAAUUAAGAGAAGUUGAAAAAUAUAAUGAAAAUGAAGUAGAGGGUUUAAUGAAUAUCCCAGCUUCAGAAUCAGAAGUUCAGAAAUCUCAUGAAGAAAGAUAUAAAAAUUAUGUCUCAGAAUCAACACAAAAUUUAUUAGAUGGUGAAAUAGACGAAACACUUUCAGAAGAAG
This is a messenger RNA of Trichomonas vaginalis G3, 496 nucleotides long. RefSeq lists its product as uncharacterized. The record is from RefSeq and is a predicted model, not a curated record. The annotation marks the transcript as partial. The transcript has a single exon. Lineage: Eukaryota; Parabasalia; Trichomonadida; Trichomonadidae.